Corvus hawaiiensis (hawaiian crow) is the source of this 673-nucleotide messenger RNA. Its product is annotated as butyrophilin subfamily 2 member A1-like. The record is from RefSeq and is a predicted model, not a curated record. The transcript has 3 exons. The coding region runs from base 1 to 537 and encodes 178 amino acids. Lineage: Eukaryota; Metazoa; Chordata; Aves; Passeriformes; Corvidae. Gene Ontology annotation, molecular function: protein binding.
AUGAAAGCUGAGCUGGAUUUCUGGGAAGCCCGGAGCCACGCGGUUCCCGUGGCGCUGGAUCCCGAGGCGCGGCCCCUGGAUCUCGGGGAUGCGCAGGAUCCGCUCCAGGUGCCGGUGCUGGUGGCGAGGGACGCGCUGGGAGCCGGGAAGCGCUACUGGGAAGUGGAGCUGGGCCGGGAGCGGGACUGGGCGCUGGGAGUGCUGCGGGACGGACCGAGCCUUGCCGGGCCGCAUUCCCGGGAUUCCCGGCAUUCCCGGCGUUGCUGGGCUCUGCGCGCAUCCCAGGGACAGCUUUUCUCCAGCGGCAGCGGCAGCCGCCUGCUCAGGGAGCAGAGCCGGGGUCUCUCCGCGCUCGGGGUGUUCCUGGACUCGGAGGAAGAGCGGCUGGAAUUUUAUGACGUGGAGCAGAAGGAUCUGGUGGCGGUGAUGUCGCUGGGGGCCGGGGAGGAUCCCUCGGGAAAGUUCUUCCCGUUUGUAUCCCAAGGGGAAGAGGGGACGCUCCGGAUCCGCCCGGUGCCGAUGCCGGUGCCGCUUUAAAUCCGGAGGAGAUGAGGGAAGGGCUCCGUGGGAUGGAGGGAAGAGGCAAAUGCUGGAUGUCAGGGAUGGAAAAUUGAAUCUGGGGAAAGUCGUCAUGGUGGAAGGUAAAACAAAGGUGAGAAAGGCAAAAUAAAAG